Notolabrus celidotus (New Zealand spotty) is the source of this 512-nucleotide messenger RNA. It is a transcript of the gene uqcr10, whose product is annotated as cytochrome b-c1 complex subunit 9. NCBI's taxonomy places the organism in Eukaryota, Metazoa, Chordata, Actinopteri, Labriformes, Labridae. Gene Ontology annotation, biological process: mitochondrial electron transport, ubiquinol to cytochrome c. The coding region runs from base 31 to 222 and encodes 63 amino acids. The transcript is spliced from 2 exons. The record is from RefSeq and is a predicted model, not a curated record.
GCUUGUGCGCAGUCGCAUUAUCCAUUCAACAUGGCGCUGGCAAAGUCUGUCUACAACCUGCUCUUCAGGAGGACUUCAACUUUCGCUAUAACCAUCAUGGUUGGAGCAGUCUUCUUUGAGCGAGUAUUCGACCAGGCCGGAGACACGAUCUUUGAACAGAUGAAUCGAGGGAAACUCUGGAAACACAUCCAGCACAAUUACGAGAGCAACGAUGAGGAAUAGGAAGCGACUCCGGGGUUAUCCAAGGCUGAAGUGCAUCUGUUGUCACACUUCCUUUACCCAUUCUCCCUGGACUUCACACCGGAAUCAAGCAUCAGUCAACAUGGACAAUACUCCCCAAGUCUUGCCCAGGGUUGGCAGCGGCUACUAGAGGACCUGUGGGAGCUGAUUCACUGUCCAGACGACCAUCAAGAUGGAGCAAUGGUUCCUGUCACCUCGUCCCCCCCUUCCUGUUGUUUGUAAUGCCUCACAGAUUGUAAAUGGUUAAAUUAAACAUGUGUUAAUGUCUUACA